AUGUCUCUGUUUAAACGCACGUUUAGGUCGCAAGACCCCAACGUCCGCGUCGACAAGUCGUCGAGGCUGAAGAAGUCCAACUCCAUCAGGGAUAACCAGAAGCUGUCGAAAAUGCAACGGUCGGCUCCGGAUGACCAGCACGCCACCAUGGCCCCGCCCGUUGCCGCACCCCGCGGCGCCGCGCCGAUGCCGGCCAAGGCCUCCGGCGGUGGAAAGUCAUCCGUGGCGCCCUCCCCCAUCGUGACCCUGACCGUCGGCCGCGAGGGCCGGCUGUUCGCUGCCCACGAGGACGUCCUCUUCCAGUCGCCCUUUUUCGAGGCCGCCUGCCGAGGUCAGUUUUUCGAGGCGCAGAGCAAGAGAAUAGCCCUCCCAGACGAAGACCCCGAAGUCUUCUCCGCCGUCCUUGAGUACCUUUACAAGGGUGACUACUACCCCCGUCUUGUUCACAACAGGCACCGCAACUCUUGGGAACUCGAGGACGUCGUCAGAGGAACCCCCCAAACAUCCCCCAACCCAGACAACCACAGAAGUGGCCGCGCAGCUGCUGUGCCGGGUGCGUACCCGCCGACGCCAAACUCGGCCCACACCACCACCAGCAACAACACAACAGGCACCACCCCCAGCGACGCAACAAUCUACAUUGCGGGCUGUGGGCAGCACAUCCUCCGCGACACAGUCAUCUACUGCGCCGCGGAGCGGUACGGGCUCGAGGAGCUCAAGCGCCUGGCUCUGCGUAAGCAGGGUCUCCAGUCUGGUGUCGACGUCGGCACCAUUCUGCGCUCCGCCCAGUACGCCUAUGCCCACACCCCCGAUUCAGACUCGCGCCUGCGCGCUCACUACCUUGCCCUGAUCAUCCGGUGUCGCAAGACAUUUAAGAGGAGCGGUACUAUGCAGACCGAGAUGGAGCGCGGCGGUAGCAAGCUCUUCUUCGACCUGUUCGUGGCCAUGUGCAACCACCUCGACGACGUGAUCGACCACACCAACGCACGAACCCCCAAGACCGUCUGA
Colletotrichum truncatum is the source of this 1008-nucleotide messenger RNA. RefSeq lists its product as uncharacterized. The record is from RefSeq and is a predicted model, not a curated record. Gene Ontology annotation, molecular function: protein binding. Lineage: Eukaryota; Fungi; Ascomycota; Sordariomycetes; Glomerellales; Glomerellaceae.